GACAGCGUCGGCUGCCGAAGGCUUUAGUUGCUACAUGCGCCCAAUAAUCUUCUCCAAAAUGGAUUUUAGUCAUAGCAGUCUUUUUGGAUACAUAGAAGACCUGCAGGAACUAACUAUUAUAGAGAGGCCAGUACGCAGGAGCCUGAAGACAGCAGAAGAAAUAGAAAGAUUGACAGUUGAUGAAGAACUCAGUGAUAUUGAAAGGGCUCUUUUUCUACUCAGUUCUGGCCAGGAUAUCCAAGGAACAAGUGUGGUGGCAAAUCUUCCAGUCCUUAUGAGACAGAAUCCUGCAGAAACACUUCGUCGGGUUUUACCAAAAAUCAGGGAGGUUCUGCAUGUUGCAGGAGUGGAAAUGCAGUUAACAGCUGCUGUUUCUUUUUUGACUGUUCUGCAAGAGGAGUCGGUGUCCAUUCAUACGUACUCCCACUCCUUCCUACACAUCAUUCUCCAGAACCUGGAACACAGAGAUGCAGGUGUCAGCAAUGCAUGGUUAGAAACUCUUCUUGCUGUAAUAGAAGCUUUACCAAAAGAAACUAUCAGACAUGAGAUCCUGAAUCCACUUGUUUCCAAAGCACAGCUUUCUCAAACACUUCAGUCCCGCUUAGUUAGUUGUAAAAUCAUGGGAAAAGUAGCUAACAAAUUUGAAGCUCAUAUUAUUAAAAGAGAGGUUCUUCCAUUGGUAAAAUCACUGUGCCAGGAUGUGGAAUAUGAAGUUAGAACUUGCAUGUGUCGGCAACUGGAGCAUGUAGCUCGAGGAAUAGGGACAGAUCUAACAAAAACCAUGGUGCUUCCUGAGUUAGUGGAACUGGCCAGAGAUGAGGGCAGCAGUGUACGCCUGGCAGCUUUUGAGACUUUAGUGAAUCUGCUCGAUAUGUUUGAUGCAGAUGAUCGGAGUCAAACUGUUCUCCCAUUAGUGAAAUCAUUCUGUGAAAAAUCCUUCAAAGCAGAUGAAUCUAUCAUAGUUUCUUUAUCUUUCCAUUUAGGGAAACUGUGUAAUGGAUUAUAUGGCAUUUUUACUCCUGAACAGCACUUGCGGUUUUUGGAAUUUUAUAAGAAACUUUCCACACUGGGUUUACAGCAGGAAAAUGGGCAUAAUGAUAAUCAACUACAUCUGCAAACUCUGGAACAGGAAAAGAAGUAUAUUUCAGUGAGGAAGAACUGUGCUUACAAUUUUCCAGCCAUGAUUGUUUUUGUGGAUCCAAAGAACUUCCAUUUAGAACUUUAUUCUAUUUUCUUCUGCCUUUGCCAUGACCCCGAAGUUUCUGUCAGAUAUACCAUGGCCGUAAGCUUCUUUGAAGUUGCUAAGCUUUUAAAUUCUGAUGUGUAUACAAUACAUAAAGAACUGGUUACGCUAUUACAGGAUGAGUCACUGGAGGUAUUAGAUGCCCUAGUAGGUCACCUUCCUGAAAUCCUUGAACUAAUGACUAAUGGAGGAGAAAACAAUGGAUCAGAAAGCAAGUUACUUUCUAUUCCUGACUUGAUUCCUGCAUUAACAACAGCAGAACAGAGAGCAGCAACUUCUUUAAAAUGGAGAACGCAUGAGAAGUUACUACAAAAAUAUGCAUGUCUCCCUCAUAUCAUACCAAGUGAUCAGAUCUAUUACCGUUUUCUUCAAAGGAUGUUGACAAUCAUUUUGACAAAUAAUGUCCUGCCAGUCCAAAAAGCAGCUGCUCGGACUCUCUGCGUUUAUUUGCGCUACAAUCGCAAACAAGAACAGAGACAUGAGGUUAUCCAGAAACUGAUCGAACAAUUGGGUCAAGGAAAAAGUUACUGGAACAGACUUCGGUUUUUAGAUACUUGUGAAUUCAUUAUGGAACUGUUUUCAAAAUCAUUCUUCUGUAAAUACUUCUUUUUACCUGUGCUUGAACUUACACAUGACCCGGUGGCAAAUGUCAGAAUGAAGCUAUGCUGUUUGUUGCCAAAAGUAAAAUCUACUCUGAAGAUUCCCACUGAUAAACAUUUACUUCAGCAGCUGGAAUUAUGUAUAAGGAAACUUCUCUGUCAAGAGAAAGACAAAGAUGUCCUGACUAUUGUGAAAAGAACGGUGUUAGAAUUGGACAGAAUGGAGAUCUCUGUAGAUGCUUUUCAGAAAAAGUUUUAUGAAAAUGAUUUGUUGGAUCAAGAAAAAGAGAGACAAGAACAUCUCCUUUUGGAAAUGGAACAAUUAGAAAAAGAGAAACAGAAAAAUGGAGGAAGGUCUGCAAAUAUUAAUGAUAAAAUGUUUGAAAAGAAGCGUAGAGACAGUAAAACAUCAUCAGUGUUGGCAAAAAGUAUCAAUCUCUCUAUUUCUGGAAGCUCUUGUGGUACAUCAGCAGGCAAAGAAGAAAAAAAAUCCAAGCUGGUUCGAAGCCAAUCUUUCAGUACUCAAGUACUGCAUCCAAAAUACAGCAACAUAGACAAGUGUCCUAAUAAAAGUUCUGCUACAGGAUAUACAUCUUCAAUACCAGGAAUGGGAAAGAGUUGUAUGUUAUCCUUUAGUGAUGAUUCAUUCCGGACUCAUUCUGCUGGUAAUAGUGGGAAUGCUGCCUUCCCUUCUAGUUGUUCUCGCAGCUUAUUUAACUCAGCCAACCAAAAGAACAAUGGCAAUAAGGAGGGUCAGUCCCGAAAGAUGAGCGUCAAAAACAGAAAAUCAAACUCCUAGAUCAUCUGACAGAAAAAUGAGGGAACCGGAGAGUGGAGGAAACAACAUUCUGAUGGGAUAAGGUGGGAGCAGCAGAUGGGACUCUCUAGUGCCUGCACUGAAUAAAAUGCAUCCUGCAAUGAUAAAGUAUAAAAUAAAUCUUUUAAAUAAAAUUCCAAGCUGUAAAAUAUGUUCUGAUAAACAAUGUAAAGGUUGCAGAAUUUUAACAUUGUAGUGAAAUGAUAUGAAAUAUGAAAUAUAACUUCAGCUAUGUGCUCUUAACUGCUGCAGCUAAGGAGAAGAUUUUGUUUUCUUCAGUUAUGCCUUUGUAGUUUGAAGUCUUGGAUUUAGAAUGCACAUACCCAUUAUUGAAUUGGCUUAUUUACAACCUUAGCAACUCUUAGCUUCCAUAUUUUAAGCAAGAAACGGAAAUAAUUGUUAUAUGAAAAAGUAAUCUCACGUUUUAAAGAAUCUGCAAACCUAAUUUAAGACCAAAGUCCAGAACCUUUGAUCAGUCUAUAAAAAACCAGACUUUUGAAGCAUUGUGCUGUGAAUUUGGAAUUAAUGUUUUUACAAGUAGUAAGUUCAUAAAAAUUCUGUGUAAGUUUCAAAGAAAUCUAAAAGCAAAUAUCUCCAGAUGUUGUAAAAA
Messenger RNA from Pseudopodoces humilis (Tibetan ground-tit), 3269 nucleotides. It is a transcript of the gene PPP4R4, whose product is annotated as protein phosphatase 4 regulatory subunit 4. Gene Ontology annotation, molecular function: protein phosphatase regulator activity. The record is from RefSeq and is a predicted model, not a curated record. Gene Ontology annotation, cellular component: cytosol; protein serine/threonine phosphatase complex. Lineage: Eukaryota; Metazoa; Chordata; Aves; Passeriformes; Paridae.